AUGAUUAAUUAUAAAGAAAAGCAAAGCACAACAGAGUCCACCAUACACUAUCUCUCCUCUUCUGUCGUUUUUUUUUCUUCCAAUUUCGCAAUGGCUGCCUUAAAAUGCAAACCUGUAAAUUUAGUAGUUUAUGUUCUUAAUUUGGUUUUUACAUUCUCCGCUACUAGUUCCACAGCGGAGCUCCGGAGACUUUUGCAGCCAGCGAAACCAGAUGGUACAAUAAGCUUUCUCGUCAUCGGAGACUGGGGAAGGAGAGGCUCCUAUAAUCAGUCCCACGUAGCUCUUCAGAUGGGGGAAAUUGGAGAAAAGCUAGAUAUUGAUUUUGUAAUCUCUACGGGAGAUAAUUUUUACGACAAUGGGUUGCUUGGUUUGCACGAUCCUCUAUUUCAAGAUUCUUUUACUAACAUUUAUACUGCGGCAAGCUUGCAGAAACCUUGGUAUUCUGGAAAUCAUGACUACAGAGGUGACGUCGGGGCACAACUUAGCCCUAUGCUUAGGGCUUUGGACAACAGAUGGAUUUGCAUGAGAUCUUUCGUUGUUAAUGCUGAGAUCGUCGACUUUUUGUUCGUGGACACAACUCCAUUCGUCGAUAAGUACUUUGUCCAACCAAAUAAGCAUGUAUAUGACUGGAGAGGCGUGUUACCCAGACAUACAUAUCUUACUAAUCUCUUAAAGGAAGUCGACGUGGCAUUGAGAGAUUCAACUGCAAAGUGGAAGAUAGUGAUUGGUCACCAUACGAUCAAAAGCGCAGGCCACCACGGGAACACCAUUGAAUUGGAGAAGCGGCUUUUACCUAUUCUCCACGCGAAUGAUGUGGAUCUUUACGUAAACGGGCACGAUCAUUGCUUAGAGCACAUAAGCAGCGUGGACAGUAAAAUGCAAUUUAUGACGAGUGGAGGUGGAUCAAAGGCUUGGAAAGGUGACAUGAACUACCUGGUCCCAGAAGAGAUGAGGUUUUACUACGACGGACAAGGAUUCAUGUCGGUUCACAUCUCGGAACCCGAACUGCGUGUCGCUUUUUAUGAUGUUUCUGGACACGUUUUGCAUCACUGGAAAACUAACAAGGAGGCACUUUAUUUCGCUUCCUAA
Molecule: messenger RNA, 1089 nt
Organism: Thlaspi arvense
Lineage: Eukaryota; Viridiplantae; Streptophyta; Magnoliopsida; Brassicales; Brassicaceae
Source: the annotation of a GenBank genome assembly